Molecule: messenger RNA, 6734 nt
Organism: Gigantopelta aegis
Lineage: Eukaryota; Metazoa; Mollusca; Gastropoda; Neomphalida; Peltospiridae
Product: hepatoma-derived growth factor-related protein 2-like
Exons: 19
Coding region: 282-3476 (1064 amino acids)
Biological process (GO): regulation of transcription by RNA polymerase II
Cellular component (GO): nucleus
Molecular function (GO): transcription coregulator activity; double-stranded DNA binding
Source: RefSeq, a predicted model, not a curated record
CAAGAAGAGAAGAGCGAGUGACAAAAUUGUGUUCAAAAUCUACGAACUGGCGUCCAGUGAACUAAUAUUUUGUUAAAAGAUGGACAUCGGUUUAAAGAUAGAGUGACAAUAUUAAUCUGAGCCAAAGAGCAGACUUAUGAACAUGUUUGUUAAGUGGAGAAAAUGAUUAUGACAAUUUAUUGUCUUGCAUCUCAUCAGCAUGUGAAAUGUGCAUUUUCAAGUACCAGUCUAAAAAGACUUAAAGCGACAUAGUAUUUUGGUAAAAUUGUAUUUUUUUGACAAUGACUGCUCCAGUUUACAAACCAGGUGACAAAAUAUUUGCGAAAAUGAAAGGCUAUCCACAUUGGCCUGCCAGGAUUGAUGAGCCCCCUGAUCCAACAGUGAAGACGCCCAAAGGAAAAUAUCCUAUUUUUUUUUACGGAACCCAUGAGACUGCUUUCCUCGCACCAAAAGACAUUUAUCCGUAUGAGAAGUUCAAGGAUAAAUACCACAAACCACAGAAGAGAUUGGGAUUCAACGAAGGGCUGGACGAAAUCAUCAACAAUCCGGACGUGAAGUAUAAACCCCCAGUGAGUAGCAAAACGGAACUCAUUUCAAAGACAAGUUCCGAAGACGAUGUAGAAGGAGGAGAAGAGGAGGAGGUGGAAGAUGAAGAGGAAGUGGAAGAAAAGAAGAAACCUGCAAAGAAGGGUAGAACGCCUAAACAGCAGAAACCUGGCAGGAAACGAAAAAUCAGCGGAGAUGAGCCCAAGUCUUCGAAAAAGUCGAAGAAGAAAAAUGAUUCUGAGGAAUCAUCGUCUGGUGCUGACGAAGAUUUCGAUGAGGAAUCUGACGUCCCAUCCGACAACUCAGCAGAUGAGGACUUUGAAUUGGGGGAAAAGAAAGCUAAAGGAAGAAAACGACAGUCGAAAAAGAAGUCGAAAGGGAGUGACGAUGAAUCUGAGAAUGAGACGGUGAAGCCAAAAAGACAGAAGAAGAAGAAAGGUUCGGGCAGUGAAGAAAGUAGCAACGAGGAGGAAAGUGGGGACGAGAAAAAGAGACGGAAAUCGAAGCCGAAGAAUUCCGCCCCAAAACAGCCACGGAAAAGAGGAAGACCAUCAACUGGCGGUAAGAAAGCCCCGCCAAAGAGAGCCGUAAGCAUGGACAGUAUGAGUUCCGACAGCGACAGUGACUCCGAUGGGGAUGGUGUUAGUGCGUGGAAGAGAAAAGAUGCGCAAAAGAAGAUAGAGAUUGAACAAAAGUUGAAGGAAGCACAAGAAAGAAAGCAUAAGGAAGAGGAGGAGAGGAUAGAGAAGGCGAUGGAGGAAUUAAGGAAAGAGAAGGAGGAGCAAGAGGAGGAUGACGACAAGAGAGACGAAGGAAAGAGACAUCGGAAGAAAAAGAAGUUCGAAGAUUUUGUCGAUGUUGAAGAAGAAAAGGCCAAAAAAAAAAAACGACGUGAAAGUAUAGACAAAACAAAACCAAAACCGAAAUCGCCUGAAAAAGAUUCUGAUAAAGACAAAAAAGAAACGAAAACGAAAACCGACAAAGACUCAUCAAAACAUAAACAAGAUGGUGAAAAACCUAGCAAAGAUGAGAGCAAAUCUGGUGACAAAAGUGAAAAGAAAGAAAAAUCUAAACACAACACAGACGAAUCGAAAGCAAAGACGGAAAGAAAGAAGAGAAAAGUUUUAAGUAGUGAUGAAUCAGAGGGUGAAAAGACAGGAGGAAAUGAAAACAAGGACGAAAGUGAUGAUAAAACUGUGAAUGAGAACGACAAGAUUGUGGCUGGUGAAGUGGAAGACGGUAAGAUUGUUGCCAACAGAAAGAAAGUGUCCGUCUUACACGACAGUGAUUUCGAUGAUGAGGCUUCCGAUGGGGAAAACAGUCCAAGUCAGGAGGAAAAACACACCGGCGAAGAAAAUAUGGAAAUAUCUUCUCCAAAAUGUACAGAUUUAACCAAACAGAAUGAAGAAAAAGCUAAGCAUGAGUCAAAAACGAAAGAUGAUGAAUCUAAAAAGACUAAACAGGAGAAGAAACCAGGUGGUGAUCAUGAAGAGAAUAAGAGAAAACUUGAUAAAGACAGACGCCAGCAGGAAAAAGAAGAAGCAAAAGAAAGGAAGAAGAAAGAAAAGUACGAACAGAAGAAGAAAGAAAAAAUCCACUUUGUACAAACAGAAACCAUCCUGUUACAAAUGGACGUGGAAAUAAAGAAGUCAUUGAUUAUUGAUAAAACUGAUGUUGAUAAAUGUGUGGCGAUCAUGCAGGAUUUGGAAGCAUUACCAGUCAACAAAGUGAUGCUGCAGAAGAAUCCGGACAUCAUGAACACCAUGAAGAAAUGUCGGAAGUAUAAAGCGAGUGACCGGAUCCGACAGAAGGCGGAGGUGAUCUACAACAAGUUUAAAGCUCUCUUCUUGAUGGGCGAUGCCGAUACACUCCAACAGGUUGGAGAAAUCAGGAAGAAAGAGAGAAAAGAAAACAAGGAGAAUGUCGACAAACAGAUCACUGAAGGUGGCUCCACACCAAACGACAUGAAACAGAACGACAUUGUUGACGGGAACAAGGAUGUUAAUUUGUCGUUGAACAUUUCUGCGUUCGACUCACCGUUACCAAAAGACUCGUCAAUUAAAGACGAAAAGGAAAGACCGUCUUGGUCAAUGAGUAAUACGAAUAGUGUAAUUCCAGGAUUAAGUUUAAUUAAUCCAGAGGAACGGACGGAACAAACUAAACCCCCAGUCGAAAAUGUCAUAUCGGAAAACAGCGUCGACAAAUCUGUCAAAAACAAUACGCCACUGCCAAGUGGUGUGCUAAAUAUAUCGGAAAAUUCCACGACUGUCAGUUCAUUACAUACAGACGCGACUGUGUCCGACAGUCCUGUGGUGCAUUCUGGGAACGGUGCCGUGGAAAAUUCUACAAAAGACGAGGUUGAGCAUCCAGAAAAGACUAUAGCAAAGCAUUCUGGGAUUGUUAAAACGGGACUGCUGGAUCUUCCGCUACCGGACGUUGCAUCGGAUAACAGCAAUUUAACGCCAGUCAAUCUGAACUCCCCGAUAUCGAAUCACGACGUCGAUUCUAGUCCCAACGUGAACAAUUCCCCUCUCUUAAAGACGAGUGUCGAUUCGAUGGAGGAGGGAAGGGGAGCUCACCCCCCGGGACCAUUAUCGACAAAUCUGUUCAAUAAUCCAACACAGUCUCUUCUUAACAAGUCCGUGCCAAUAUCACAGGAACUGAAGCGGUUGGCACCGAUGACGAGUUUCCAAGACGACGAUGAUGAGGAAGAAAUGAGCGAGAGACGCGACUUGAACGCCCGAAUAGAGGAAAUCAUCAAGGGAACUGCCGAGUCGUUCGCCCACGAGGCAGCCAGGCGUGAAGCGGCUGUGAAAGAAAUCGUAGGAGAACCAGCGACCCCACCCGCUGAACCAGAGACGAUCGCGGACAGCGACGACAGUGACGCGGUCAUGGAUGAUGACGAACUUCAUAACUUACUGGGUGUUUAGAAACAUGUGUCGAAAUGAUGACAACAUCCUCUGUGGUUGUAAUGUAUAAAUCCAAGUCUGCAGCUGGGCUCAAAAUAGUGUUGGACAUUUUGGCGAGUUUAAAUUGUAUGGCUGAAUUGAGUGGGUUUUAUUUGAUAAAGCUAGGGAUCGGCCUGUGCAUUGCCAAGUGGGUCAAUUCUGUGAAAGUUGUUUUGGCACAGUUUGAAAACAGAAGAAGAAAAUCCCAGUAUUUAUGUUCCAAACAUUUAUAUCAACAGACCUCGCCUUCAAAUAAAAUUGAGGAGAGUGAUUAAUUUCUCUCUUAUGGGAUGCCUUUUAAGAUAUUACCAUAUUAAUCAUUUACAUUUAAUCCUUUGGUAAACCUUUUUUUUCGAUUCGCAUUCCAAAUAGAGCUAAAAAAAAAAAAAAAAUCAUACUGUGUCAACCAACUGCAAUACGUUUUAUUCAGCAGCAGAAAAGAGCCAUCAAUUUUACGGUAAUUCAUAUCACGGCUACGUCAGUUACCAUCGGUGUCAUAAUGGAUGGUGUAUCAAACGCUGUGGUAUGUGCCGCGUGUGAGAAAGUGCAUAUAUAAAAUCCCUUGCUGCUAAUGGAAACAUGUAGCAUGUUUGCUCUAGUGGUGUCGGAACAAAAUAAAAUCUAGUUUGCUGAUUGCAAAAAAAUCAGGGAUUAUGAUUUUUUUUUUAUUAUUCUUAUUUUAUUCAUUUAUUUUUCAUUUUUGCUUCAAAAAAUUUCAGGGUCGCUACAUAAAAUUAGGGAAGGUUGGGAAACUGGAAACACAAUUUUUUUUUUUUUUUUAGGCCAAAUAUCGAAUUCCUGUUCCAUUAAGACACACUGAACAACUUUAUUCUAAAUUGGCGCUGUUGUGGAUAUAUGAUUUUUGUUUCAUUCACAGACCUGACCACUCGCCCUUGAGGUCAUGAAAGAUCAUAACCAUAUCAUUGACUGGAUGUUUGCAGUGAAAGGAGGAAGGGGUGGGGGUAGGGGGGGGUUCAUUUUGAUGAGAGGUGAGGAUAAGUAUUAAAAAAAGAAGCAAAUACUUUUGUUCAAUAAUGAAUAUUUACUAAUACGAUCUGCGUUAACAGAAAAAUGGCUCUUCUGGAAAACAGUUACAAGAUAUUUUUGAACUUCCAUAGUAUGAAGAACGUAAGAUAUUUUUUAACUAGUAUGAAGAACAUAAGAUAUUUUUUAAACUUUAAAAGAUUUUGAAGAACAGUUGACUUCAAUGGCCAAACUCUUUGACUGAAGCUGAAAGUCACAAUUGUAGUGUGCGUUAGAAUGGAAGGUAUCGUGGUUUUCAAGUGUACAGUAAUUACAAAUAAAAUAUUUAGACUGGAAAUAAUGAUGCUAUCUUUUUGUAAAUAUAUGUGUGUAUGGCAUCGUAAGUCGAUCUCAUUUUAAUUUUUUUUUUUUUUUUUUUAAUUAUUAUUAUUAUUAUUUUAAUUUUCGGUAAGACACGAGUAAUAUUUCUACAACCUGUAAAGAUUCCAUUAUUUCCUUGUGAAAUAUUUAGCAAAAUGUUCAUCAAGAGCUUUAAAUUACAUUACGAUGUUCACAUCUUUACCACACGUUCACAGAUAAACCUACAAACUGUAAAGGUGAUGAUUUGUUGUGAAAUAUUUUGUAAAAUCUCAUAGAUUUGAUGCUUCCAGAGUGGUCGCUUAUUAAUGUACAGUUUGAAUUCUGUUGUGAAAUGGUGAUAAACAGCCUGGUCUAAAGUGUGUGUUAAAUCCAUACAGUGCAUAAACCACCAAAAACAUCAACUAGGUAUAGAUGGUUGGUUAGUUCUUGUGUGUUCAAGCACUCUGCCCUGGGCACAUACCUCAGCUGUCUGUCCAAAGUGUGUGUUAAAUCCAUACAGUGCAUAAACCACCAAAAACAUCAACUAGGCAUAGAUGGUUGGUUAGUUCUUGUGUGUUCAAGCACGCUGCCCUGGGCACAUACCUCAGCUGUCUGUCUAAAGUGUGUGUUAAAUCCAUGCAGUGCACCUUCCCGUUGGAUCUGCUCCUGAACUGGCCACUGUGAAUCUUGGGAGUCGUUGGGUAAUUACUAAUGCUCUGGAGUUUUCAUUUGAGAUCAUUAUGAACUUUAAAAAAAAACACCAACUAUUCCCAGUGAGAAAGAGCUCACUUAAUGCACGGUCAGUCUGGGAUCGAUCCCCAUCAGUGGACCCAUUGAGCUAUUUGUCGCUCCAGCACUACGACUGGUAUAUCGGUGGCCGUGGUAUGUGCUAUCCCUUGCUACUAAUGGGAACAUUAGUGGGUUUCCUUUCUUAAAGUAUGUAAAAACUACUAUUUUACAUCCACUAGCCGAUGAUAAAUAAAUCAGUGUGCUCUAGUGGUGUUGUUAAACAAAACAAACAUCUUUUUUGUGGCCUAGUUUAGUACUGUAUGGUCUGAAUUCUAUUGGGAAAGGAAUAAAGCGUUAAGCAUCGCUGGAAGAUGUUACGUAUUCAUAUGUUUUAAAUAUGUGGUCUGUAAGCUAUAUCCUGUUACUGUACAUGUGUGUAAUUAUGUUAGAAAUAUUUACAAACGGUCCAGGGAACAAAAUAAACCUGCAGUUGUUCAGUUAAAAAUAUCUUUGGAAGAUGUUCAGCAAAAUUAAAAUAAACCUUCAGUUGUUUUGUUGAGUUAACAAUAUCUUUGCAAGAUGUCCAGCAAAAUUAAAAUAACAUACAUUUUUUCAUUUUAAUAAUGAUUAAAAGUUGCAGUCUCACCCACCCAUGUAAAAAAGUAAUUGACUAAUGCAAAAUACAAACACAACAAUAGUUUUAAUAAACUCGAAACCACACCUCACAAUUGUAUACAGUGGCGUAGGAAGGUGCCAAAAUGUAUGGGGUGGCACACGCACACAUAUAUAAAUAUAUAUAAACCAUUGCCACUACUACUGCCGUCCCACCCCCACCCCCACCCCCACCCGUUUCCUUCGCCUAUGGUUGAAUAUUUACUAAAGCAAAAUGCAAACACAAUUAUGAUUUUAAUAAACUAGGCCUUGGUAUCCAUAAGACCCAUGGUGGCUCGUUGAUUAUUAACUUGGAUGUUUGACCUGACGUAGUAGUUUUGAAUAAUGUACGGUAAAUUAUGAUCUUUGCAAUGGGUAUAAAUGUUUAUGGUAUAAACAAAAUCUAUAGAAACACCGAUAUUGACAGCUUUACAUUUGCAUUGAUGUAUAUAGAGUGAAAUAGCAUUUGUAUUGAACAAUACACACCAUGUCUUCAGCAGAUUCAUUUGAAAGUAAUAAACAAUAUUUUAAUAUGAA